Bactrocera dorsalis (oriental fruit fly) is the source of this 4883-nucleotide messenger RNA. RefSeq names its product phospholipid-transporting ATPase ABCA3. Gene Ontology annotation, molecular function: ABC-type transporter activity; ATP binding; ATP hydrolysis activity. The coding region runs from base 37 to 4857 and encodes 1606 amino acids. Gene Ontology annotation, biological process: transmembrane transport; lipid transport. NCBI's taxonomy places the organism in Eukaryota, Metazoa, Arthropoda, Insecta, Diptera, Tephritidae. The record is from RefSeq and is a predicted model, not a curated record. The transcript is spliced from 14 exons. Gene Ontology annotation, cellular component: intracellular membrane-bounded organelle; membrane.
UUAUAUUUUAUUAUAGCUCUAAAUAAAUCAAAUAAAAUGCCGGCCUCGGUUAAAACUGCCGUUAGUAAAAAUUUUAAAUUUGAAAUUCGUUCAGUUAAGAAAACCAUCUCAGAAAUAGUUAUAAUAAUUAUAUGUUAUUUAUUCGCUGUUCUGUUCCCCACAACUCCGUCGAUCAAUAAUGAACUGUCUGAUGAAGACCUUAAAAAGAUUGUGAUACAUGACGAACAAAAUCUCGAUAAUUUAGACAUUCUAAAAUCCUUAUUAAGCGUCUCUGGAAAACCAAUGCCAACAAAUCUGACAUAUACUCCAGACGAUGAAACGGCUACCGGUAUAAUGGAUGAAGUUGCAAAAAGUCUACAAUUAACCGAAGCAAAAUCAUAUAAGACCGAAAAAUUAAUGAUGAACAGAUUCGACAGAAAUACAACACUAGCUGCUGUUAAAUUCAUAUCAACGACAAAGGAAAAUCUAGAAAAUGAAAUACGUUUUCCAAGUGAGUUUCGAACAAAGGACUUAAAUCAUAUGGGUACAGAACUUUGGGCAACACGCUGUAGCGGUAUACUUGCUCAGGAUGCAGGGGAAAAAAACGUGCAAGAUGAUUUAUAUUUACGAGAGGGUUUCUUGCAGUUGCAACAUCAAAUAUUUGCCAAAUGGUUACUCAAGACACAGGAUCAAGAUAUAAGUAACGUAAAUUUUACAGUGCGAUCAUUUCGACAACAUACCAAUGCGAGAAUGUGUUCUAUCACCAACAAGUCCAGUAUAUCGAUGUUUUGCUUCAGUUUUUCAUUCUUUCUACCAUUUCUAAAUAUUCUAUGGCGGUAUGGGCGUGAACGAGAAGAGAAUAUUUUAGCUCAUCAUUGGAGAUAUGGAUUUGAUUAUGCCAAGUACUGGACUGGCAACUGCAUUGUUUCUUUUUUGCAUUUAUUAGUUUUGGAUAUAUUCAUUGCAAUUGUGGUUUUGCUGCCACUUGAGGGAAAAUUCGCUAGUAACAUUAUUUGGUUGAUCCUUUAUCUAAUUUCAUAUAAUAUUGCACUCCUGAUUACCGCCGUGUUUAUAGUCUCAAUUUCGACUAAAGCACUGCACGCUGUGUUAUUCGGAGCUCUGAUAUGGCUUACCAUGUAUUCCUUAUUCUCAAUUUUGGUGGAACAUUAUUUGGAAAUGACCACAAUUUUGUUCAUUUGCUUUAUUGGCUUUGCCAACAAUGGGUUUGCAUAUGGAAUGCGCGAGCUUCAAGAAGGCGAUGAUUUUUUAAAUCCACUCAUAACGAUGUUGGCAAACUGUGCAUUUUAUUGGAUACUGAUUUCCAUAGCCGAGUACUUUAGUCCAGGGCCUUAUAUUAAAACGUUGCCAUUCAGCUUAUGCUGUAGUGGACGCUGUCUUACCACAAUGAAUAAGCCCGCCAAAGCUCCAAAUUCGAAAAAACACAAUAUCUUAAUACUGGAAAAGCCCAUAAUUUGGGAAAAUUUUGAAUUCGGUACCAUCAGUAGUGUUGAAUUGAUACGUUUAAAAAAUGUGCACACCAAAUACAAUUCCGGCAGAAUACAACUUAAAAAUAUUACAAUGCGUAUCUAUGCCAAUGAGAUCACUGUCAUAUUUGGACCACAUUGCUCAGGCAAAACGACAAUAAUUCAAUUAAUGGCAGGUUGGAGGCGACCACUGUUGGGACAAGUACAAAUUGAACAUAAUGAUUUGUAUGAACAUUGGAAUAAAUAUCGUGGUAGCAUAGAUGUAUGCAUGCCAAAUAACGCAUUAUUUGAUUUACUAACUGUCGAAGAAACAUUAAAAUAUUAUAUGCUAAUUAAAUUACCAACAAGAGAUAAUCAAAAAAUCAAUAUGGAAUUAGAUAAAUUUUUCGAAUCUGUAAGAGCAACACGAAUACAACGUAAAACGUUGGUGAAAUCAUUAACCUAUAGUCAAAAACGUUUCGUAAGUUUGGGUUGCGCCAUUGCUGGUGGUACAAAAAUCGUUUUACUUGACGAACCUACACUUCAUAUGAAAGGAAAAGAGCAACGUUUAUUUUGGAGCAUAUUACAUAAAGAAAAAUAUGGUCGCGCUAUUGUGAUGACCACAUUCGAUAUAACCGAAGCCGAAGCUGUUGGAGAUCGUAUUGCUAUGUUCGGUGAAGGCGCGCUUUUAACGUAUGGUACACCAUUUUUCCUUAGGAAUAAAUUUGGUGUCGGUUGUGAUUUGAUAAUAGUCAAAUCCGACACAGCAUCAACCGAAGCUAUAACUGAGUUAAUAGGACGAUUUAUUCCUGGUGUUAUACCGGAAAAUGAAAUUGGAGAGCUACUCUACUACAAACUGCCACUUGAUAUGAGACCAAAAUUUCAAAAUAUGUUGAUACAUUUGGAGAAGGAACAAAAAAAUCUUGGCAUCAUAGAUAUGCGAGCAUUGAGUAGCGAGCUUACUGAAAUUUACAUGACAAUGGGUACACGCAAAACGAAACAAGUCAUAAUUAGCGAUAAAAAACCUACAUGCGAAUAUAUCUCUUCAAAAAAGCUUGGAAGGCAACAAACCUACGCAUUACUAAAUAAGAAGCUCAUACAUCAAGCGCCAAACUUUGUGCCCCUCAUAACAAUGGCCGUUUCAUUCAUUUUUAUACUUUUGAUAGCCAUAAUGGCAAAGCAUAGUAUGAAUGUACCACCAACGCGCUACAAUCCCAUAGAGUUGGGUGCUACAAAAAACAUCGAUUUAACAGUAUUUAAAGACUGUAAAACCAUUCAGGUCUAUAACCCUAUAAGAAAAAAGCGUGUUGGCGAAAGCUCGUUAAGAUUUGACCAAAACUCGCUUCGUUGCCUUCGUGUUAAUUUUGACAGUUUUUUGAAAAAAUCAGAAACUGUAAUGGACAAAUUUGGCGCAGUUGAAGUUAAUGGCGAUGGCGUAUACACCGGCUGGUUUAAUCAACGCAUAUUCCAUACAGCUCCACUUGUCUUGAAUUUAAUGCAUAAUUUGUAUCUUUCAAAUAAAGAUAUUAAAGCAAUAACUACAGUCGCUAAUCAUCCAGAACCCACGCCAUUACGUGCCAAAAUUCACGUGCUUGAUCAAGAGAAGACUCAUUUACUGUUACCAAUGGUCUUGGGAAUUGCCAUACCAAUAUCAAUUGCAUGCUUUAUUGUGCCCCUUGUGGAGGAGCGUAAAUAUCAUUUGUUGACACUACAAAAAAUAGCCGGUGUUAGUAUGGCACGGUAUUGGUGUGUGAAUUUUCUAUGGGAUUAUAUAACGUUCUUCUCUUACUCUAUUGUUUAUACAAUUAUAUUGGCUUUAUCACCAAUCGAGGGUUAUUCGUUUUCGCACAAGAUGUAUGCAAUGUUAUUAAUGAAUAUCUAUGGAGUACCUGGCUUAGCCUUGAUAUAUUUACUCUCUAUAUACUUUUAUUAUACGAUGUGGUCAGCAUUUCUAAUAGCAGUUUUAAUACAGGUUGGAACAGGAAUAUUUUCGUAUAUUGUGUAUUGGAAUAUUUUCUUGGACAAUGAUAUAAUAUUUUAUAUUUGGGCAAUAUUUCCUACAUUUUCCCUUAUGGAUGGCAUAAGUAAUGUAUACACAGAAACUAAGGAAGAAGAAUAUUGUGAACAAGCAUGCGAGGAUGAUGAAGAUUGUGAUAAGAAAGAUAUAUGCGCCACUAUACCACAAUGCUGUGUGUCAACGAUUUUCAAAUUUGAAGAUCCUGGAAUUCUAGUUGUAAUUUGCUACAUGCUAAUAACAGCUGUGUUUCUAUUUAUUGCCAUAUGUGUUGUAGAAUCUAGGAAAACUCGUAAAAUGUUUUCGUCGAAGAGAGACAUAAAAACUCUUCAUUCCGCAACACAUCCUUUCGACGAUCGUGAUGUGGUAGAGUUAAAGCAAUAUGUAGCCGAACAGGAUUUACAAAGCAGUCUGAAAAAACGUUUUAUGGUGGAUCAGCUAGAAUACAAAAUACUUAAAAAAGUAAAUUCUCUGGAUACAAUUUCAUUUAUAGUAAACGAGGGUCAAUGCUUGGCAAUAUUCGGCUCACACCAUAGUGGGAAAUCACAUGUUGCUGGCCAACUUAUUGGCCAAACCAAUUUUGCUUUUGGUGAUAUAUUCGUUGAUGGCAUCGAACUGAAAUAUGAACCUAAGAAAGCACUUGCAAAAAUGGCAUUUGUACCGCAAGAUCAUGGGCUUUGGGAAACAUUUACGCCACGAGAAAUUUUACGCUUCUUUUGCAUGUUGCGCGGUGUUGUACCAAAUGAUAUUAAAGGAAUUUUACGAGAUCUCUCAAGUGCUUUUAUUAUGGGUUCCUAUAUGGAUAAACCGAUACGUGGCAUCAGCGUUGAUCGGCGUCGCAAAGUCAACAUAGCGUUGGCAUUGAUCGCUCAACCGACUGUUACAAUAUUGGAUGAACCGACACGUGGACUUGCUCCACGCACUAGUCGAGAAAUAUGGAAUGUUUUGCGUUAUAAACGUUUUUUGGGCAAAACUUUAAUUUUCACAACAUCAAACGCAAUCGAGUUAGAGGCAUUAGCCGAUCGUGUGCUUAUUUAUAAUGAGGGCGAGAUGUGGGCAUUUGGUAAUGCCCAAUAUCUACGUAGCAGAUAUACAAAAGGGUUUUACUUAGAUGUGAAAUUGAAGAUUGAUGGUGCGAAUGCUGAGGAAGCUAAAGACAAUCUAUAUAAAGAUGCCGAGAACUUAGUGCGUUUUGUGACCUUCUUGCAUGAAGAUUCUGAAUUACAGGUGCGCAUCGAUAAUUGCUUCAAAUUUUAUUUGCCAGUCCCUAUUGUAAGUUAUUCAUUUUUGUAUGGUUCUAUGGAAAAAAAUAAACGGCGCCUCAAUAUUGCUGAGUACGGCGUAAGCCAAGGAACAAUUCAAGAUGUUUUCAAUGCGAUUGAAGCCAAUCGGAAUAUAUAAGGAUAUCAUGAAAAUUUACAAAAAAA